GCUCACGCUGGCCCAUCCUUCACGCGAUCUCAUAUCUGUAUCCCCUCUCUCUCGGCGGCGACUGCGGAUUCCGUCGCCGCUAGAUUUCGCCGGCGUUGUUCUCCGACCGUAGCUUGUUCGUUUGUCGAUCGACUCCUCAACCAUGGGCUCGAUUGUGCAGGGGUUUACCAAGUCACUCGCCAUGACUUUUCUGUCGGAGAUUGGCGACAAGACGUUCUUCGCUGCUGCUAUUUUGGCGAUGCGUUAUCCAAGAAGACUUGUGUUAGCCGGUUGUCUCACAGCAUUGAUUGUCAUGACUAUUCUCUCGGCCCUCGUUGGAAUGGCUGCUCCAAAUCUGAUCUCUCGUAAAUGGACACAUCACAUAACAACGUUGUUGUUCUUUGGCUUCGGUCUGUGGUCUUUGUGGGACGGUUUUAGAGAAGAGGGAGACUCUGAAGAAUUGGCUGAAGUCGAAGCAGAACUGGAUUCUGACUUGAAGAAAGGUGGAAGUACAAAAGAAAACAGCAAGGUUGAAGAUGAACAGAAAAAGCAGAAAAGGCCAUUUCUUACACAAUUCUUCUCUCCCAUUUUUUUGAAGGCAUUCUCGAUUAAUUUCUUUGGCGAGUGGGGUGACAAGAGUCAGCUUGCAACUAUCGGUUUGGCUGCUGAUGAAAAUCCGCUCGGUGUGAUCCUUGGUGGAACUGUAGCCCAAAUCUUGUGCACAACGGCUGCUGUCAUCGGUGGCAAGAGCUUAGCCUCUCAGAUAUCGGAGCGAAUAGUUGCUCUUUCAGGUGGAAUACUUUUCAUUGUUUUUGGCAUCCAAUCUUUUCUCUCCCCGGUCGAGCCCUGAUGCUGAAAUCCUCCAAUAUGGUUCUACCAUUGGAAUACUUCUUUGGUGAGAGCUGAAUCUGAAGAACAUUUCAGUCCCCAGGAUUAUUUAGAUCUAUGGCUUUAGAUGUGGCUUAGAUGUUUACACAAGUGAUUGGAAGAUUUGAGAUAUUUGGCUGAAGCAUUCAUAUCAAGGAACUUGGCCCUUAUCUUGACUUUGAAAAUAAAGUUUUGUUCAGCAA
Molecule: messenger RNA, 1049 nt
Organism: Tarenaya hassleriana
Lineage: Eukaryota; Viridiplantae; Streptophyta; Magnoliopsida; Brassicales; Cleomaceae
Product: GDT1-like protein 5
Exons: 13
Coding region: 143-829 (228 amino acids)
Biological process (GO): manganese ion transmembrane transport; calcium ion transmembrane transport; Golgi calcium ion homeostasis
Cellular component (GO): Golgi apparatus
Molecular function (GO): manganese ion transmembrane transporter activity; calcium ion transmembrane transporter activity
Source: RefSeq, a predicted model, not a curated record